AUGAGCUCAAGCGUGACAACCCGAGGGAGCGGGCGGGGGCGGGGACGAGGGCGGGGACGAGCGUCGGAGACGACGAGCACAGUGCCGAUAGCCACCUGGACGUCGUCCCUCGAUAUCCCCGUGGACGGUGCGACCCCGAUCGACGACGACAGAACGCCCGUUGCCGCUGCUCCCACCGUCGGCAACGGCAACGGCAACGGGUCCGGCAAUGCCAGCGGCAACGGCAACGGCACCUCAGGGCCUCCGGUCUACGAGAGCAAGCGCGCACCCCGCAAGUCCAAGACCGAGGCAAUGGCGGCCAUCAACCAGCGUUCAAUGUCCCCUGAAUCACGGCUCAGACAGACAAUGAACAUUCCCGCACCGAAACUGAACCCCCGAUUCGACAUGUCUACCGUCAACACCAAGUCUGUUCCGCCUCCGAGGACCACACCUCGUCUCAUGGGCCUCGAAGAGUGUCCGGUCUUUUACCCAACUGCAGACGAGUUCCGUGACCCAAUGACUUACAUUCGCUCCAUCCAUGAAAAGGCUGUCCCCCAUGGCAUCAUAAAGAUUGUCCCUCCCCAAGAUUGGGAAAUGCCGUUUACUUUCCGCUUCAAAACACGACUCCAGCGUCUAAACUCGAUCGAGGCCUCGUCCCGGGCCAAAAUGUCAUUUCUCGAGCAGCUCUACCGUUAUCACGACCAGGGCGCUAACAGGCCUUCUGUCCCGCUGAUUAAUCAUCAGCCUCUUGAUCUCUGGCUUCUCCGUCGGGAAGUCCAGCGCAGGGGUGGGUACGACACAGUCUCGCGCAAUAAACUAUGGGGCGACGUUCAACGUGCCAUGGGCUAUACCGGCCCAUCCGUCCUCGCCGCCCAGCUCAAGGCAGCAUACACCCGUAUCAUCUCGCCAUACGAAGUAUUCCGCGCUCAAGUCCGCCAUGACCCCUCACCCAAUCGGGACAGACGUGUCCAACCCCGAGGUCUUCCGGUCGCACCAGCCGAUCUCGUGUCUUUCCAUCUACCGCCGCCACACCCCCCUUCCCCCCUCACCCCAUCCUCUAGUCCCUUAUCGGAACCUCCGGAUGAUGCCGAUCCUCAAGCCUCACAAGCCGCCGGAGCGGACCUCUUGCCCAAGACCGUGCCCGGUCCAUCGAUGACGUUUGAUAAUACUCCACUACCCAAUCCGGAUCCUCCUGCUCCACCCGUUCGGAAAGGCGAGAUGUGCGAGUUGUGCCUCAAGGGCGAUCGUGAUACCGAGAUGUUACUGUGCGAUGGUUGUGACGAAGGUUUCCACAUGUCGUGCCUUGACCCGCCCCUGGAUGCCGUCCCUAAAGGCAGUUGGUUCUGCCAUACCUGCAUGUUUGGGAAUAACGACUACGGGUUUGACGAGGGUGACGAACACAGUUUGACGAGCUUUCAGCAGCGGGAUCAGUUUCGAAAGAGUUGGUUUGAGAAGCAUCCUCCCUCGGGCGAAGACCCGACUCGUAUCCCGAUUGGGGACUCGGAUAUCAAGGUGUCCGAGGACGAUGUCGAACGCGAGUUUUGGAGGUUGGUUCAGUCGUCGCAUGAGACUGUCGAAGUCGAGUAUGGGGCGGACGUUCAUUCUACGACGCACGGAAGCGCAAUGCCAUCUGUUGAAUCUCAUCCCCGCGACCCGUACUCGCGCGAUCCAUGGAACGUGAACAAUUUACCCAUACUUCAAGACUCGAUGUUGCGAUAUAUCAAGUCGGAUAUCUCAGGUAUGACUGUCCCAUGGACAUAUGUCGGCAUGUUAUUCCACAUUCUGCUGGCACAACGAGGACCACUAUACAUACAGUCUCAACUAUAUGCACUGGGGCGAGACGAAAACAUGAAGCGCCGGACCUGUUCGAGGCCCAGCCCGAUACUCUUCCAAUUGGUCACGCUCAUGAACCCUGAUCGUCUGCGCAAAGCCGGGGUACGCGUCUUUGCGUGUAAUCAGCGCCCUGGCGAGUUUGUGGUCACGUUACCCAAGGCGUAUCACGCUGGAUUUAACCAUGGGUUGAAUUUCAACGAAGCUGUGAAUUUCGCCUUGCCCGAGUGGUUGCCGCUUGGCCUGGAGUGUGCAAAGAGGUAUCAGGAGCAUCGAAAGUUGCCGGUCUUCUCGCACGAUGAGUUGUUGGUCACCGUGGUGCAACAUGCGUUGUCUGUCAAUAAUGCUCAAUGGCUCCUUCCCAACUUUAAAGAAAUGGUCGACCGGGAACUUGAACAGCGUGCGAUACUCGUCAGCCAACCCGGUGGUAUACUUGGCGAAACGCUCGACGAAUCCGACAGACCAGAAGAACAAUACCAGUGCUCGACGAAGGUUUCGGACGAUUGGCUGCAGGACACGUUGAAUGAUAUCGAGGCCAAGGCUCGUGCCCCGACUUUAUGGCGCGAACGGUUCGUCGAGGUUGUUACGGGGCCAGACUUGCCGAGCGUGAGCGUGUUGAGGCAACUGGUCACCGAGGGCGAAGCGCUCGAAAUUCCGAUGAUGGAGCUCAAGGCUCUGCAGCGGUGCGUGAAACGUGCGGCUGAGUGGUCGGACCAGGCGACGCAGCUGUUGGAUUAUGUCCCUCCCCCGCCCAAGAAACGAUCUCGCACCGAACACCAAUUCGGAAUCGAUGAUAUCCAGCGCCUCUUGGACGAGAUUAAAAAACUAGGCGUCGACGCGCCCGAGAAAGCCCGGCUCGAAACUCUGCUCGAACAGGUCAAUGAUUUCCAACAAAAGACUCGUCCGUUGAUUCGCAAGAUCGGAAACUCGGACGAUACGUCUCCGCUCGAGAUGUUUGAGGAGCUUCUGACGAUGGGCAAGAACCUCCGGCUCGAACUGGACGAACUGACCAAACUCGAGCAGCUCGUCGCGCGAUUACAGUUUUUCCAAAUCCUGUCGACUAUCAACGACAACGGUCUCACCCUGGACCAAGUCGAAGAGCUGUUGUUGAGGGGGUACGAGGCUCAGGUUCCGACGGACCACAAGGCGAUGAUCGAGCUGAAUCGCAAGGCGACGUUUGGGGGCGAGUGGAAGACCCGGGCGGUUUCGAUUUUGGCCCAGCCGAGACCGACGAUGCAGGAUCUGAACCAGCUGGUAGUCCCCGUCCAGUGGAUCCCGACGCUGCCCGACAUUCUCGACAAGCUCGACCGGGCGCGGCUCAAGGGGAGGGAAUAUGAGAAGCGCGUCGAGGGGUACUUGAGGCCACAGCAUCGAGGACAGGUGUCGAUCGACGAGGCGAACAAGUGUGCGGUGGCCGCGCUCAAGGAGGUAUUUUUCCAAUCGGCUGAAGAGCUGAGGGUGCUCUCGAACGAAGCAAAGCUAUGGGAAAAGUCGUGCGAGGAUAUAUUCACCGGUCGGUACACGCCGCGAACGAGCAAAGGCACGCUCGAAGAUAUUUACGCCAUGCGAGAAGAGGGUAAAAGCAAGUUUUGGGCGUUCAAGAUGCCGUGGUUCGAGCGACUUUUGAAGCAGCUUGGGCAACAUGACGAAUGGAUCACGCGUCUUCCCUGGACGCGACCAAAGCAUCCCGCACUCGAGAUGGACGCCAUCCAGAGGGAUUUGUCCAGUACUGAUUUGGGGAACGCUCCGCCUCCAGACGAGACGUGUACGUGUCUUUGCAUCGAGCCUGUCGUCUUGGGCGAGGGCCAGUCCGCGGCGGAUAUGGAAGUUGUCCAGUGCGACCAUUGUCUUGCGAAAUUCCACGCCAAGUGUAUCGAGGGCUCGUGUCCAUUUUGCGACCACCAUCACUGGAACGGGUCGAUGAAUAAACCACGCAAGUUUACAUACAUCCAACUCGUCUCGCUCUACAAGGCCGCGGGCGAGAUCAGCCGUUUGUUCUCAAAUGACUAUAUGACUAUCGCAAGAUGGGGGGCUCAUUAUAAAAUGCGACGAUCUCGCGCGACCGAUCAUGACGUUUUUGCGACAAGUCGGACAACAAGGAUCCCCCGAUCCCGCCUCACUUCCCAGAUUCGUCACUUUAUGCGCAAGCUGUAUCGAAUCCAAUUCGACAUCACUCCUGCGAAUAAUACCAGCUUCGGACUCUCCCUUGCCCAUUUGCACCGAACGAUCGCGAUGCAGCCGACGCCCAAGACGUCCAAGCGUCGCAUGAACCGUAAACCGAAGUUUGUGUUCAAGUCCGAGAUUGAUUCCAAGGCCGAGGAUGGGACGAGGUGUUUGUGCGGCGGAGCGGCGACCCCGCUUAAUCUCGAGUUGAUUACAUGCGGAAAGUGCAUGACGCUCUAUCAUGUUGCGUGUGUGGCGUUUAGUAGUUUGGAUGACGCGCCAGAUCCGGCAAACCGUAUGGACCUGCCGAUGUACGGGUCAAGUAUCCGGUUAGCAGAUGAUGAUCCUGAAGAAGCUGCUAAAUUUGUCGACGUCAAGGCGUGCUUGGAUAAUUAUAGUUCGAAGCUCAUUCGUCGCAGUCUACCAUCACCCCAUCGCACGACAAUCACUGUCCAGCUACCACUUUGUCCCGGCACGAACCCUGAUGUGGACGAGCCUGAACCAUCACCCACGACUCCUAGCAAGCCAUCCAACAGCUCUCCCGGAAAUCACUAUCCGGAAACUCGAGUCAGGAGACACCCAAUGGUCAAACCGUCGUUCGACGAGUAA
This is a messenger RNA of Rhizoctonia solani, 4581 nucleotides long. Its product is annotated as histone demethylase JARID1. Gene Ontology annotation, molecular function: histone demethylase activity; DNA binding. Gene Ontology annotation, cellular component: nucleus. The record is from RefSeq and is a predicted model, not a curated record. Lineage: Eukaryota; Fungi; Basidiomycota; Agaricomycetes; Cantharellales; Ceratobasidiaceae. Gene Ontology annotation, biological process: chromatin remodeling. Bases 1 to 4581 code for a protein of 1526 amino acids. The transcript is spliced from 16 exons.